Molecule: messenger RNA, 1029 nt
Organism: Oppia nitens
Lineage: Eukaryota; Metazoa; Arthropoda; Arachnida; Sarcoptiformes; Oppiidae
Product: retinol dehydrogenase 12-like
Exons: 4
Coding region: 1-984 (327 amino acids)
Source: RefSeq, a predicted model, not a curated record
AUGAAUUUUCGGCGAAUUUAUGUCGAAUUUGUCAUGACUUUGAUGUUCGCUAAAGAGUUUACACUAAAUUUGUUAAGAUUGGUAAAUAUGGGUCGAAAUCGCUAUCUGAAGGAUACAAAACUUGAUGGUAAGGUUGUGGUCAUUACAGGUGCCAAUACUGGUAUUGGCAAACGGACGGCCUAUCACUUGUCAUUGAGAGGGGCAAAGGUCAUUAUGUGCAGCCGUGAUGUGACCAAAGGUGCGAUAGCCGCCCGUGACAUCAGAGCCCAAAACCCCAAAGCAGUUAUCGAAGUAAUGCAACUGAAUCUGUCGUCACUUUCAUCUAUCAGGCGAUUUGCCAAAGAACUAAAGGAAAGAGAGUCUAAAAUUGAUAUACUUGUUAAUAAUGCGGGAGUUAUGAUGUGUCCAAAGAUGACCACCGAUGAUGGCUUUGAACUACAGUUGGGAACUAAUCAUUUAGGUCACUUUCUGUUAACACUAUUACUGAUCGAUACGAUGAAGACCUCAUCGGACGCCCGCAUCAUAACUGUGUCUUCAAUGCACGGCAUGAGAGGACAGAUACACUUCGAUGACAUCAAUUUGGACAGUAAUUACUCACCGCUUGACAGUUAUUGUCAGAGCAAACUGGCCAACAUACUGUUUACCCGUGAACUGGCCAAACGGCUAAGCGAUUGGCCAAAUAUCAAAGCCUAUGUAUUACAUCCGGGAACUAUCACUACCGAUCUGUUCCGACACCUGUCAGGCAUUACGGCAAUCAUUUACCGCACAAUAGGAUACUUGUUCAACAUUGACACCGAACUGGGCGUCCAGACAACUCUGUAUUGUGCAUUAGAUCCCGAUAUCAGACACGAGUCGGGACACUAUUACAAUAAUUGCCGUAAAGACAACUGUCUUCUACGUGAGGCCACCGAUGAUCGUUCGGCCCGUCGAUUGUGGCAAUUGAGCCAACAAUUGGUCGAUUUGGAUGACAACUAUCGGAUCUAAUGAUGACAACAACAUUCAUUAGUAAUGAUGAAGACAUUUGUAGUG